Myripristis murdjan (pinecone soldierfish) is the source of this 2179-nucleotide messenger RNA. RefSeq names its product zinc finger protein 510-like. Bases 196 to 1533 code for a protein of 445 amino acids. Lineage: Eukaryota; Metazoa; Chordata; Actinopteri; Holocentriformes; Holocentridae. Gene Ontology annotation, cellular component: nucleus. The record is from RefSeq and is a predicted model, not a curated record. The transcript is spliced from 4 exons. Gene Ontology annotation, biological process: regulation of gene expression.
GUCCCCCUCUGCUCGUUGCACACACAGCAGCACCACUUAAUCGACUACUUGUGCCCCUCGUGUUUAUUCUAGUUAAUUUUUUAUGUUGUUUAGCCAUUAACAAUUCAUGUCGUGGCCUGUCAUUGGUAGUAAAGCGUUCAUUUGUUUUGUUUACCUCGUCAAGGUGGGAUGAAGUGAGCAGCAGCAGCAGCAGCGAUGUUGGCAAACCCCUCUUUUCACACACAGCUCUCCUCCAUCAUGGAGAUGUUGGCCAAGUCCGCGCUGAGCGAAGUGUGCAAACUGGUGGAGGAGGACUCGGCCGAGCUGCGGGCUGAGUUAUCCCGGCUCAUGGUGGCCAACGCGGCCCUGACAGAAAAACUGAGCAGUCUGCAGUGCGAGUUGAGUGUCAGAGUCGACGCCCCCACACUGUCUAAAAGUUGUCGCUCCGUGGGUGUGCAAACCGGAGGCUCAGGGGACGAGGCUGGCCACGUGAUGGGGCCGCCGACCAUUGAAGGGGUCUUUGGUAAGGACUGGUGUAUGGAUAUGUGGAAAGACAGAAGCCCAUGUAGUCUGGAGAGUGAGAGGCAGUCCGCACAGUGCUCUGAUAAGUCAUUGGGGACAUUUUCUGAUCAAAUAACUGUAACUGAAAUUAAAGAGGAGGAUUGUGAAGAGGAAGUUGCAAACAGCUGCACACAGGAAACACUCAGACUGAAUACAGAAGAGCACAAAGAAUGCCUUGCUCUUGACACCGAGGGACUGUCCAUUGAGUACUCUAUUGACGACAGCAGCUGCAGUGUGUCUUGCUGCUCGGAGGAGGACCAGGUUGGGUCUGCAGGUACACUUGGAGAACCUUCCCUGCAGCUUAUAACCAUCAGGGACGCUGACGAAUUGUUAAGCACACAUGUCAUUGCAGUUGACGAAGAUGAAGAUGAGGAUGAUGACGUACAAUUCAUUCAAGAAAGUCAAAAAGACACUGCCAUGACCGCUGCAGGUGAACCCAGCCAAAACGAACAGCAAACAUUACCGGCAGACUCUGAACACAACACUGUCCCAGCUAGAGAUGAACAUGGCAGCUUUAAUGUAUUUAAUUUACAAAGUAACAGCAAUACAAACAAAGACCAGUUCACUUGUGAAAUAUGUAGCAGGAUGUUUCUUGACAAGGCCAGUGUAACACACCACAUGAAAACACACAAACCAAACCUCAGCCAAAUUUCAAAGCAGCAUCUCCCUUACAAGAACAAAAGCAAAACUCACAUGUGCGUGCCUCUCGCCCCUUCCCAGAGAAGCAAUAACUUAUGCAAGUUGUGCGGGAAGACCUUUGCAAAUCCGUCAGCUCUGAGGGUACACAGUGUUGUCCACACGGGGGAGAAACCCCACAGGUGUAUGUUAUGUGGGAAAGGUUUUACCCAGAAGGGCAAUCUGAAAUGUCACCUCCGCAUCCACACUGGCGAGAGGCCGUUCCACUGCAUGAAAUGUGGAAGGACCUUUACACAAAAGGUGAACCUCAAUCACCAUUUAUUGUCUCACAGGAAUAGGGAGGUCAUCCAGAAGUAAGACACCUUAAAAAUGGAUGUCUGUGAUCCACACAUGGUGCAAGAUCAAUAACAAUGCUUAACUGAACAUGUCUAUGUCUUCAAGUAUUAGCAUACAGGCAGUGACCAUGUCAUAUUUCUAUUGAUUUUUUUUUUUUUUUUUUUAAGUGCUUACAGUUUUCCGUGCCACCAGUCUUGCCAUUGUGUGGUGCAGAACAACCUUUUUUAUGUCUGUUUUAGUAUUUUCCAGUUAGAAAAUUCAGAAUGACAGUAUUUCCACAAUAAAUGACAGAUACUUUACCAAAAGUGUAAAUUCCAGUUGGCAUGGACUUGCAAAAUUCUGCGGUAAUUCACUACUUUAUUUUAUCAGUGCAGUAUUUUCAUAUUAAAAUGGGAUCAAAUGCAUUACACCAAGUAAGUGCGAGGGCUUUGGGACAAAGAUCUGGGUAAGAAGACAAAAAUAGCAGGGAUGAUUCACUCAGUUGUGUCAGUGAGGUCUGUUCAGGUGAUUGAUGUUAUCACAGAUCGGAUAAGUAGUGCAGAUAAUUGCUCUGUCUGGGUAUGAUGACAGUUCUCACAAAGGAGACGCAUGGUCUCUUAAAUAAAAAAUUGUUACCAUUUAAAAAAAAAAAAAAAAAAAAGGACUGCACACAUUUCAAACAGACAGA